UCGUCCAGCAUGGCCGCGCUGUAUGAGGGAUACACGUUGUGCGGACUGGUUCCAGCUCAAAAUCUGUCAAAUUCAGGCAUUCAGGGGAUCGAAGUGGAGAGAGACACCGACCAUGUUGUGGUCACCGACUCAACCAGAUCAGUGACAUUGUACAAGGUUUCUGACCAGAAGCCACUGGGCAGCUGGACUGUGAAACAAGAGCAGACUCUGACCUGUCCAGUAGUUUACAACUCACAGACAAAGGAAUAUGUGGCAGUCUCAGACAACAAGGUGGUCCGGAUUUGGAAAGAAGAUGAUAUACUUUUGGAUAAAGCCUUCAGAGCAACUGUAUCAUCAAAUGUGUGGAGGGUGCACACUGUAGUCGAAGGAGAGCCUAUAGUUGUGUUCCAGAAAGGAGCUGUGAGACUCCUGGACUCUCUCCUGUCUGCACCCCAGCAAAACAUAGAGGAGGUUUUCUCUCAAGAUGAAGCCAUCAGGUGGAGCACAUACAUAUUGGCAGAGACACAGCAGUUUGUCAUCUGUGCUACUGAACUGAAGGGAGAUCAUUUCCUGUACCUGCAGAGAUUGAAUCCCAACAGCCUCCAGAGGUACCGACUGGAGAGGGAGGAACCUGGCCUCUCCCCUCUCAGCUUCUCUGCCUCCUACAGGGACAAACAAAUCUGCCUGCUUUACCUCUAUCCCAACGGUCAUGUGUACCAGAGUGUCGUGUCUGUUCGAGGCCUGGGAGCUGGUGACGGAGUCCAGGCGGUUCCUCUGCCCCGGAGCUUGGUCCUGAGUCUUCCUGUGGGGGAAGGCAUGCUGGAAACGGCAUCAGCCCUGGUUCUGGAUGAAGCACAUGUGGCUUUUGUGGGGGUGCCUCACCCCUCUGCUGGUACUGGGAAAGACUUUCUCUGCAUCUGGAAUACAAAUUUCCAGACGCUUCAAGCAGGAAAAGAGAUGGCGGGUAAAAUCUACGGACAGCUUUGGAGCUUUUCCAGCAAGUUAUUCAUUCCACAUGGGAAAACACUGUCUGUUAUUCCGUACGAGUGUCCCAAAUCUUCUCUGGCCUCUGCCCUUGGAAAACUGAAGCAGGCAAGGGCUGAAGAGUCCAGAAGUCCAGCCUCUGUACCAUCUUGGAAUAACAUUCUGCAUGGAGAGAAAGCUCAGCCUUCCAGAGCAAUGGAGACCAGGAAGACGAGAACAACACGUAAAACCACAUCAGCCCCUUGUUUAUCAACUGACCAAGUUCUGGAGCUCAUCAAAACAGCACCAGUAGAAGAGGUCCAGAAAGAGACGGAGGGGCUCCUUUCCAGGGCAGACAUCCAGGAUUUGCAGACCUCAGUGGGGCAGCUAACAUCAGCCCUGGUGUCACGGAGCCUGGCUGAGCCAUCCUUCUACACACCAAGCACCCUGGCACAGCUAGUGCGCACUCAGUCCCUCUGCCACAGUGUCUGCCCUGACCUUGUGCUGUUGGCCCUGGAGAAAAAGGAUUACUUCCUGUGCCAGCUGUGCUUGCAGUUCUUUCCUGACAUCCCAGAUGCAGUUACCUGUGCCUGUCUCAGAGCAUUUAUUAGCAUGCCAGAUAUUGAUGCUGAGAAAGUAAGCUUGGAGCCUGACAGCGUCGCCUUUAUGGAAAUGCUGAUGUCUAAGGACCAUGGCCAAGUUGGCGUACAAAACGGUUUUAGUCCCACCUCCUUACAGAAGGACUGCUCAGUCCUUAGCGAAGGUGAUGCUGUGAUAAAGACCAGCGAAGAAGACCCAGUGAAGACCUCCAGUCCACCUGAACAGAUCUGUCCAGUUGGAUUACAUAAAGCCGUCCUAUUAAAUGAAGUCCUGCAGACAGCGUACAGUGAAAAUUUCCUCCUCCCACACUUAAAAGACCUCUCAUCUCAACAUGUUAUUCUCUUCCUGCGGUACCUACAGUUCCUCUACCUAAAAUAUUCCCAAGAUGCUUUUCCACAGAUGCAUGGAUUGAGAUCACCAAGUUUGGUUGAGAUAAUGGAUUGGGUGUGUUUGCUGUUGGAUGCCCACUUCACAGUGCUAGUGAUGACUCCAGAGGCUAAAGGCUUACUUCUGAAUCUCCACAGAUUCGUUAAGUCUCAGGUGAGACUGUUUUCCGAGCUUGGAAAAAUUGAGGGCAGCCUCCAGGAGAUCAAUCAGAUGAAGGGAAACAAGGACAUCAGGCAGUACUCUAUCGAAAUCAUCGAGUUGUUUUAGAAUGUACACAAACUACUUUUAAUAAAACCUUGAGGAUGUUAUUUCCUUUCGACUUCAAAGUAGGGAUUUCAGUGUCAUACCCAUGUCCCAAUUAAUGACUCAUGCUUCUGGGCACAAAUACAAAUACAGUCCAUUGGAACUCAGUCUGCAUGGGUUUUAAUGUGUGUGAGCACAUUUUGAAGUAUUUAAGCAUUGAAUCCAUUCAGAUGUCACUGAACUGUACUUUAUUCUUGUUUAUGCUGUUGAAAAUGCAGCCACAAGAAUUGUUUGCAGAAAUAUAUGGUCUGCACAUUUGCUAAACUGGUUAAUAAUGGCUUGUAAAAUACAUGCAUACACCACUGAAUACAGUAGCAUGGUAUGGUUAGUAACAUUCAGAUGGGACUUGGUGUUUCAACCAUUAGCUGUUGUCUUUCUCAGCAUGCUACCAGAGUAGUUAGCUUAAUUUUUACUGGGUUUUCCAGAAGAAAAUGUUUUGUAAAAUAAAAAUGUAUAAUGAGAGAGAACUGAUAAUACACCUGUGACUGUUUUUAUUAAAAGAAGUUAC
Messenger RNA from Sphaeramia orbicularis (orbiculate cardinalfish), 2740 nucleotides. It is a transcript of the gene nol11, whose product is annotated as nucleolar protein 11. Gene Ontology annotation, cellular component: nucleus; nucleolus. Gene Ontology annotation, biological process: maturation of SSU-rRNA. The record is from RefSeq and is a predicted model, not a curated record. NCBI's taxonomy places the organism in Eukaryota, Metazoa, Chordata, Actinopteri, Kurtiformes, Apogonidae. Gene Ontology annotation, molecular function: protein binding; RNA binding. The transcript is spliced from 18 exons. Bases 10 to 2196 code for a protein of 728 amino acids.